AUGGUUUUCUCUGCCCCUUCCAUGUGUCAACUCAACGAGGAUCAAGUCAUAUCCUCGUUUUGGGAGGGAUACUCUACAAGCUCAACUCCAUACUCCAGAACGAGGGAGCCUGCCUGGCUGUAUCACUCGAUCAAUGUCUCAGCACCAACAACUCCGCUGAGACAAGCACUUCUUUCUCUUGCAUAUAUUCGGAUCGGAAGACUGCAAAACAACCAAACCUUGAUCCUCAAGGGGCAGAAAAUUUAUGGCCAGACUCUCCGAUUGAUGCAGAAUGCCCUGUACGAUCCACAGCUGAUGCGUCACGACGAAAUUCUUGCGGCUGCUCGUUGCUUGGUCUUGUAUGAGGCUUUUGAAUCGACAUCAGAGGACAUGGCUGCGUGGCAAAGCCAUAUUAUCGGUAUAGCCCGAAUGAUUGAGAUUCGAGGCCCAGAACGUCAUCGUGAUCCCUUGCCCAAAUCCAUUCUCGAGUCUAUACGUUAUAACGCUAUGAUUGUCUGUCUCACCAGGAAAGCGCCGUCCUUUUUUGGCUACCCCAAUUGGCUGACACAACCUUGGGCCGAUACACCCAAGGAUCUCGAUCAAAGGCUCUACGACUAUGGCUUUGCGCUAUCCGAUCUGAUCCAAAGGGGCGAGGCAAUUUACCGGCGCUCGGCUCGAACAGAGGUCAUUCUAAUACUCGAACAGAUCAGGGAUGGCUACGUUGGCAUGGCAGCUCUCAAGAAAGACCUCCUGGAGAUGCACGCCGAGCAUGAUGUCUUCGAGGGGCACGCGCUCAAUGAACCGCCCUUCGGCGAGACAACGGUCGCCAUUACUUCAGCCAUUCUUAUUGCCCUCGAUCUGGCAUUCUCCGUUUAUGCCGCGGCACUGAUCGAAAAGUAUCCCGCCGACUUAUUCAACGAACACCACGACCUCGUCGCAGAAAUCUGUCGAUACACCGACGCAUCACGCAGGCGGAACUUGUCAAAGCAGGUCCUUCGGCACCUGCAAUAUUGUCUACAGACCCGAUUCGAAUACGCGCGACCGAGACUCAUCUUCCCGCUGAACGUGGUGAGAUGGGAGCUGAGGACGAUCCCAGAGGACAGAGCCCAGAUACAAGCGCUGUUUGAAGCCAUUUCUUCCAGCAAUCAAUUUCGAAUCGCCCGCAGUGUGCAGAAUGCUGGCUGCUCGACCUUGCCCAGUGUUGUCUCCGGGGUAGCUACCACUGCUAGGUGCUAG
Molecule: messenger RNA, 1215 nt
Organism: Cladophialophora psammophila CBS 110553
Lineage: Eukaryota; Fungi; Ascomycota; Eurotiomycetes; Chaetothyriales; Herpotrichiellaceae
Exons: 1
Coding region: 1-1215 (404 amino acids)
Source: RefSeq, a predicted model, not a curated record